Molecule: messenger RNA, 4596 nt
Organism: Spodoptera litura
Lineage: Eukaryota; Metazoa; Arthropoda; Insecta; Lepidoptera; Noctuidae
Product: TLC domain-containing protein 3A
Biological process (GO): lipid homeostasis
Cellular component (GO): membrane; endoplasmic reticulum
Source: RefSeq, a predicted model, not a curated record
AUGUCACUAUUUUAAUCUGUGGUAGUUCUAGUAAAUAGAAAGAAGAAUCGUGGAAAUUGACGAUUGCCGAAAAAUUUUGAAAAUUAUUCGAUUAAAUUUAUUUUCGGAUAGUAAACCGUACAAAUUAAAAUGUUUUAAUUCCAUUUUACCUCGUAAAGUGAUAUUUUAAAGCAUUUACCAUGGAUGCUGCAGUUUCAAAGACGAAACAUCGCGCGGCGAUGGGCAUGCUGGCAAUUUGCAACGCAGGCUCGCUGGUAGCCGCUACUAACCUAGUCAUCUCAUUACACCCUGAAGACAAGAUCACAGUAAAGCGCGGCGCUGCGCUGACGGCGCUCGGCUUCGUCUACUUCAUGACGUUGUUCGAGCUGCUCAACUCAUUGGCGCUCUCCACCGGCGCCGGCGCACGCUUCAGACACAAGUAUCGCCUCAGCUGCGGUGACGUGCUCGAUAUUACCAACAAAUUAGUAUCUGCGGUGCAGGCAGCUCUUUCGUGCGUGACCGGGACAAUUGUGUGCCUCUGGUCGUGCACCCGCGACUUCAUGCGGAGCUCCCACUAUAUGUCCGAGGCCUACGCCUGGUUCGGCGCCGCCUACUUCUUCUACGAUAUAUGGAGCAUGUACAUGGUGCACGUCCAAAUGAACUCCAAUCCAGAGGUUUCCUCGUCAAAACGUCGUCUAUCUAAGAACGGCUCGGCUCCACUUUCAUCUGGCGACAGCACAGUACAGAAGAAGCAAGGCACUACCUUCUUAGACUACUGCAAACAUGAACCUGUCAUACUGAUGCACCAUCUCUUCAUCGGCGGCUUCGGGUUCCUUGUCAUUGUGUAUCUACGCGGUAACCUAGGCGACUGUACAUUUGGUUUCGUGUACCUGAUGGAGCUGUCGACGCCAUUCGUGUCGGUUCGCGGGAUCCUAUCCCGGAUGAGGUUAAAAUCGUCUCGGCUGUACAUUGUCAACGGCAUACUGAUGUUGCUUACGUUUUUCGUGUGUCGAGUACUCAGCUUGCCUUACGUCUGUCUCAUGUACAGCAGAGUUCUAGGACUGUCUUAUGUUGAUGCAAUAAGAUCCCUACCGACGGGCUGUAAGAUAUCAAUUUGCAUCCUCCUUCUCCCCCAACUAUACUGGUUCUACCUGAUGUCGGCGGGCGCGUUGAAGAUGUUGUUCGGGACAGGUAAGAAGUCAGCUUCCUUCAGCGGCGGGGACGUGGCGGCCAGCAGCCUGCCGUGCGCGGCGCAGUGUGACGCGGCGCAGUGCGGCGCGGCGCAGGGCGGCGCGGCGCAGUGCAGCGCGGCGCCGCCCGGGAAGGCGCACAAACGGAGCUGAUGCCAGGCGCGGCGCCGGCGCCGGCACCACUAGGACACCUCGCACUGCCCAGCCAAGGGGACUAUAUGUCAUGCCAUUCUUGUACAAAUGUAGCCAUGUAUCAGUAUAUUUAACAGGCUGUUGAUUCAAUCAAUUUUGAACUUUAAUGCAAAAUUUCAAGGUUGAUUUUCAUAAAUUCGGGUCGUUUUAUGUGCAGUUUGUAAUAUUUAUAUCACACGUAUGCCAUGGAUACGUUUGUACAAAAUUAUUGCAAUGAGUAUGUAAAGAGAUCAAGUUUUGCAUCUUUAUGCUCUCAAGUAUUAAUUGGUAAUUCUAGAUCUGAAACUGCUAGUUGAAUCUCGAAUAUCUCAAAUAUUUUUCACAUAUUUUAUGCCUUUUCAAUACCCAUAGUCUUCAUGCUGUAAACAAGAGAGACGCUUUUAACAUUUCUAAAGCAGUAUUAUUUUUGCAAACCUUGGUCUUUUAUAAUAGUCUCGUUAUGUCCCCUGUAAAGUUGGUCUGGCGCGGCCUGGCUCUGUUAGAGCUACUGUUAUGUUGUAGCUUUGUUCUGGAGCUCAUGUUGGUAGCACUGAUGGCGUGAUAGUACUGGGAGCGAUUCAUAGAUGGCGCUAAUGAGCUAUGUUAAUAUUUAACGCCAAAUUAUUUUUACUAAAUUCAAUUAUAGACUGUGGUACAAACAUGUGUUGCAGUUCUAUUGUCGCCUAGAAUUGCUAUGGCACUGUUAAUUAAAUAAUAGUUUCUACCAACAUUGGCUCCAAGCAAAGCGAAAAGACUGCUUGUUGGUGGCUCCAUCUGUUGAUGGGAAAUGUAGUUGAUGUUGUUCGUGUCCGACGUUAGAUGGUGCUGUUACUAAUUUUGGUCGAAACCGAAAUAAAUUGAAGCUCAUCGAGUAAAGUCGUUUUAGGUAGAAAUAUAAUAAUAAAAUUGAUAUGGCCACGUUAAAUAAAUAUAUAUUUCUAAGUCAUUAUUGUAUACAGAAUUCGUAAACGAAUAUUUAUCUCGAAUAUAAAUAUAUUUUGACUUCGUACAGUUACCGGUAAUCUCGAUUAUUGCCUCAAUUUUUGUCUAGAAUUCACAUUUUGAAUAGAUUGACGUUUUACGGCCUAGCCAACGUAACUACGAGUUCUCGAGAAGAAAGAAUUAUCUUAAUUUUCGAGUAUACGCCUAAAAGUAUCUUCCAAUAAAUUGUAAAUAAAAUUAGAAGUCUCAUUUCUGCAUAUUGUUUUAUAUUUAUGAAAAAAAUAUUAAAACUGCCUUUUACCAAAGCACAAUAAUGGUCCGCAAGUAUUUAUACAUUUUCUAUUUCUUAUUUUUACAUUAUAUUUUUAAUUAUAUUUUUAUUCUUACUUACAUGAAUACGUCGAAGUUUUUAGGCUCCUAACUUCGAUAAUUUUAGCCGAAGUUGGACAAUUGGCUGGCCCCAUAACAUAAUGUUAUAAAAUUAUGGUAAAAUUGUUGUUUCUCUAAUAAAAAUUUUGCUAAGUAUGUGGUUUAUAUACAAAAUGUAUUUAACAGCACAAUAUUAUAUGUCAUAGGUGUAGCUUACUGUUGAUAAAUGUUUGCUGUCUAUUAAUUCAAUGUUUACAUGUUACAAAGGCUUAUUUUGAUAGUAAAGUGGAUCGUCGCAAUCAUUUUAGAUAAUAAAAGGUUAAAAAGGUAUCAGAGGCCUUAGUACGAAUUGUUUUACGUUUAAAGAUAUCGAAACAAGGCACGUUCGGGUUCUGAUUCGUUGGUUCAUUGGAGUCGGCCAAUUACAACGUCGAACGUGAUCUCGUUUCGAUUAUCUUUGUUUUUGGCCGGCCGUCUGAUACUUUUUUGCCUCUGAACAGUAUUUUCAAACAAUGAUACUUAGGGAUUUAUUUGUAAAAAAAAGAAAUAAAUAAGUCACUGAGUUUUGCAUGGCGCUGGUGUCGUUUUAAGUAUGCUAGACUACUACACCAUUUGCAAUUGUCUAGUGAGUAAACGGCUGCUAAUUAUAGUGAUGGAUGACUCUACUUUGUUCAAAAAGUUUUAAAAAUUAGCUGAUUGGUUUAUUAUCAUUUUCUUAUAUUAUGGCAGCUUUGAAUUUUGCUUUAAUAAUGAUCACCUUCCUAUCAAAAUGUGCUAUGAAAUGAGUCACUUAUUAAGAUGAACAUACUAAUAACACAUGCACAAAUCUAUGAAUCAGUCUGUCAGAUAAACUGUAAGGGUAUAUAUAACACCAAUAUAUAAUUUUAUAUACUGUCAAAAACUGAAGUUAAGUUACUUCAGUUUUAAAUUUUCGGUCGAAGUUAAUAACUCUUUCAAUCCAAAAUCUUUCGAUUGACCUGUUUUUGACAGGAUUUCAAUAGAACUUCAGGAAACAGAGGGUAAAGUUUCAUAAGAUCGGAAAAGGUGACCUCCAACCAAGCGAGGUAGUCAUGUCUGGCUUGCGACUGCCCAACAGUCAUGCGUUGGGAUUUUCUAUGCAUGUUUAAUCGCGUGUAAGCUUUAUAAGGGUGAUGUAGGAUUAUGACGUCAUCUCUGUAGUUAAAUCUUCAAUAUGCAUCGCCACAGAACCAAUAUAAAAUAUCGAUUGCAAUCCAAAGAUUUUUGAAUCGGUAAUUUAUUUCGACCGUAAAUGCAUCUUAUAUUAUUAUCUCGUAUUGGUGUCAUUGUUAAAAUUAAGUGAAAAACGCGCAAAGUUUUAGCGCUUAAUGUUAUGAAAUGCGUGAUGAUGAAUCUCUGUGUAAAAUGAAUACUACCACUAUGGUUUUGGUUUGUUUACUAAAAAUUUUGUCAUAAUGCGUUGAGGCUAAUUUUGUUGAAUUUAUUAUCUGUUUACAUAUUUUUCGAUUACUUUGUGAUUCAAUGCUACCAAUUUUGUAUUCUAUUCCUGUAGCCAUAAGACUAAUUGGGACUGGAGAAAGUAAUUUCUUUAGUAGUUGUUUUUUGCGUCCUCCUUCCUUGCGUGCGAAUGGAAGCUUUAUGGCUAACGGGAUAGAUGUUAAAAUUGGUUAUUUCUAGAAACAUUUAAACAGAGGUAACCUUACUCAAUUUUCCUUUCUUGGAUUUUGGUGAUUUUGUUUGUUUGUAGAAAUUAUUUUGUUACUUAAUGGCGCGUUGUGGCUUUAUAAUUAUUGUUUCUAGCUAUUUAGUCUAUAAAGUAAAUUAUUUAUUAUGUACAUUGUACGUGUGAAUGCGAACCGAAUUCUUCCAACCAAUUUACUUCCGGUAUGCCAAAAUAAAUUCAUUCCAUACUAAAACUCUCCGAGAUCUUUACUAAUCGCAUUUUAUAAUAGAAUUAAGACUUUUA